AUGAAAAACAAAAUCAAAAAAUAACCACCUCAAUAUGCCAUCAAAUUAACAAAAUUAAAUUAACCUCUUGAUUGCUAAUAUCUCAAAGUUCUCAAUCUUUAAGGAUUAUAAUUAUAAUAACUAGACAUUAAAGUGGAAAAUCUAUCUACUCUUAUUUUAGAUUUUAACAAUCUUAGAAAUUUAGACAUUACCUCAUAAUUCCCUAAUUUGAUUGCUUUAUCAAUAACAAAUAAUUUUAUAGAAGAAUUUGAUGUUCCUUCAAGUAUUGUACAUAAUAUUAUCAAGCUCUUAGGAUUUUAAACAUAUCGAGCAAUCAAAUAAAGAGUAUCCAUUUAAAAUCAUUAUAACAAUUAGAUGCUAGUUCCAAUUUGUUAUAAUUUAUUAAUUAAGAUUAUUAGAAUAAUCUAAUAUAGUUAAAAUUAGAUUGGUUGAGAAUUAUAAAUUAAAAUGAUGUCUGGGAACAUUUAACAAUUAAAUAAUUUGCAAAUUAAUAAUAAAUAACAUUUAGAUAAUUUUUAGAUAAAGCUAUUGAACUAUUAUUUUAAUAUGGAUAUAGAAAUGAGCACAAUUAUCUUAAUAAAAAAAUCAUUCAUACUACUAUUCAAUCUAAUGAUAAGUAUUAUUUUGAUUUAAUUUUACCUUACUAUCUAGAAAAUUGGCAUCAUUUUGAUAAUUCUGAAACUCCUUUAUGUUUAGCAAUUAAAAAACUUAAAAUGAAUUUUAUUGGAGAUUUAAUGAGCACCCUUUCUAUCAAAUAUGAAAUUGAUGCAUUUCAUGAAUCUAUUAAAUAAGGAUAAAUUUCUUUAGUUAAAUAAUUUCUUGAAUUAGGAAUAGAUUGUAAUGGUUAUAAUUAAAAAGGAUUAACUCCUCUUACUAAUGCAGUCUUGAAUAUUACUUAAGUAAAUAUGGAAAUGAUUAUUCAUUUACUAUUACAAAGUUAAGCUAACCCAAAUAAAUUAAAUUAAAAUGGAUAAUCCUUAAUAUAAAUGUGUAUUAUUAAGUCUAAUCUUACUGCACUUAGAUUCAUAGCAAAUAUAAAUUAAAAAAAAUAAACCAAAUUAAAAUUUAAAAUGAAUAUCAAAAAUAUUAAUGGAGAUUAUCCUCUACAUCUAGCUGUUAAUAGUGUUAGCAUCCUUACAUUUUUAAUCAAUAAUCAAAUUGGAAAUCCUUUAUAAGUAAAUUAUCAAAAUCUUACAGCUAAAUAAAUGCCAUUCUCUUAAAAUAGACCACUUAUUUAUAAAUUAUUACAAAAAGAAGAACGAAUUCAUAUUUCAAAAUAAUUAGCUAAAAAUGAUAUUAAAUUUCAAGUCUUAAACAAAUAUUAAAAUACUUAAAGAGAUUGUAAUAGUGAUAGUUCCUGUCCUGAACUUUCUGAUGAUGAAAUGCCAAACAAACCAAAAAUUAAUAGAAAACAAGUUACUCAAAUUGAUUAAUUAAGUGAAGAUGUUAGACAAUUAUCUGAAGAUGAUGAAUCUUAACAUAAUUGUAGUUCAGAAUCAGAAAUCUAAUAUCCAAAAGAUAAUUUAAAAUCUCUCAAAUUAGUUCAAUUAAAUUUUUAAAACUAUUAACUAUUUAAACUUAACUAAAAUGUACGAUAAAAAAGUAUAUUCAUUAAUAAAAUUAAUAAGAAAAGACUUAAUAAUGAUUAAUUUAAUUAUUAUUCAAGGAAAGGAUAACACUUUAAAGAUAAAAUUUAUUCUAUUGUUUGUUUAAGAUAAGAACUCCUUCUUUUAAGUUAGAUUAGAGAAUACUCUGAUUUAAUUUGUUCUGAUUAUGCUUCAUAUAUGAAUAAACUAAAUCAAACUAUAUUCAAUUUAGAAUCUGACUUUCAAAAUGAUUCCCUUAAAGAUUAUAUGAAUUUUUAAUAAGUUUAAUUUUUAAUAUGA
Paramecium sonneborni is the source of this 1886-nucleotide messenger RNA. NCBI's taxonomy places the organism in Eukaryota, Ciliophora, Oligohymenophorea, Peniculida, Parameciidae. The record is from the annotation of a GenBank genome assembly.